Cordyceps fumosorosea ARSEF 2679 is the source of this 1683-nucleotide messenger RNA. RefSeq names its product Cytochrome P450. The record is from RefSeq and is a predicted model, not a curated record. Gene Ontology annotation, molecular function: iron ion binding; monooxygenase activity; heme binding. Bases 1 to 1683 code for a protein of 560 amino acids. The transcript has 7 exons. Lineage: Eukaryota; Fungi; Ascomycota; Sordariomycetes; Hypocreales; Cordycipitaceae.
AUGUCUCAAUUUUCGAACCCGACAGAUCCAAGAGAGUGGAAGACCAUGGCAGCAAACAACUUCGUGACCACUGCCCAACCUGUUCUGCAAACGCUGCAGCAGGGUCUGGAUGACGCUGUCCAGGCGUGGAGGGUGGAGGGGCUACUGUCGUGGCCGACCGUGUAUCUCGUUGCCACGGCUGUCGUGACAUAUUGGGCCUGCUUGGUAGGACAUCGAUUAUUUUUGCAUCCGUUGGCCGGCAUCCCCGGUCCCAAGUUCGCGGCCUUGACAUACUGGUAUGAGAUUUACUAUGACGUCUGGCUGGGCGGCCAGUACUUUCGCAAGGUCAAGCAAAUGCAUGAGAGAUAUGGCCCUAUUGUGCGAAUCAACCCCGACGAGGUGCACUUCAACGACCCCGACUUUAUCGAGCCGCUCUACCCCAGCGCCAAGCGCAAGACGAACAAGUCUGUCAUGACUGGUCGCCGCACUGGAACGCCCAACUCCCUCGCCGGCACCGCCGACCACGACACCCACCGCCUCCGCCGCGGCACCAUCUCCGGAUUCUUCUCCACGGCCAGCAUCCGCCGCCUCGAGCCCAUCAUGAAGGCCGACCUGCGCAAGCUGCUCGCCCGCAUGCACGAGGCCGGCGAGACAGGCGAGAUUCUCAAGUUCCACAUCGUCCUCAAGGCGUGCGCCUGCGACAUCGUCACCCAGUACGCCUUUGGCACCUCAUUCAACUUUUUGGGGGAGAAGGACUUUGCCGCGCCGUACAUCGAGGCCACCGACGUCUUCCACUUCUUCAACCACGCCAUGUGCCACUUCCCCAUCGUCGGCUACCUUCUGGGCGCGUCGCCGGACUGGCUCAUCAAGGCCGUGUUCCCGGGUCUGACGGAGAUGUGGAACAAGAAGACGAUGUGGUACGACGAGGUCGAAAAGAUCCGCAACUCGCCCAACCCGGAGCGCAUCAAGAGCACCAUCUUCGAGGGCGUCCUCUCCAGCCGCCUGCCCGACGAAGAAAAGACCAGCGCGCGCCUCGCCCACGAGGCGCAGCUCGUCGUCUUCGCCGGCCAGGGCACCACCGCCUACACCCUCAGCGCCGCCAUCUACCAGCUCCUCGCGCACCCCGCCGAGCUCGCCAAGGUCAAGCGGGAGCUCGCCGACGCCCUCGCCGGCCUCGCCGCCGACGAGGUGCCCGCCUACUCGCAGGUCGAGACCCUUCCGUACCUGCAGGCGGCCAUCCAGGAGACUCUGCGGCUGCACCCGGGCGUCGUCGCCCGCCUGCCGCGCGUGUCCCCGACGGAGCCGGUGGUCUACCAGGACAAGAAGAGCGGAAGCGAGUACGUGAUCCCGGCGGGCACCACGUACAGUAUGACGGCGCAGAUCGCGCACACCAACGAGGCCGUCUUCGCCGACCCGGACAGCUUCAUCCCCCAGCGGUGGAUCGACAACCCGCGACUCGACCGCGCCUUCAUCGGCUUCGCAAGGGGCACGCGCAAUUGCAUCGGUAUGAACUUUGCCAAGCAGGAGCUGUCUAUCAUCCUGGCUACCAUCCUGCACAAGUACGACUUAUACCGCGGCCAGGACGGUCCCACGCUAGAGCUCUACGAUACGACCCGCGAGCGGGACAUUGAUUGUGUCCGUGACAUGAUCAUUCCCUUUCCCGCGGCUGGCAGCCCUGGCCUUCGGCUCAAGAUCCGAAACUAG